Molecule: messenger RNA, 303 nt
Organism: Fusarium fujikuroi IMI 58289
Lineage: Eukaryota; Fungi; Ascomycota; Sordariomycetes; Hypocreales; Nectriaceae
Exons: 1
Coding region: 1-303 (100 amino acids)
Source: RefSeq, a predicted model, not a curated record
AUGUCGUCUAAAGACGAGAUCCUACAAGGAUUGGAUAAUGUUGGGUUUGAAAAGGAGCAUCUGGAAAGAGAGAUAAAGGCUGCCGAGGAUUAUACAAAGCACAUAACGCAGCAGAAGAUGGCCAAGCAGGCGAUCGUAUACGGGUCCUACGACCAAGCCACAAAGGACGCGGCCCAGAAGGAAUAUGACUAUUAUUGCGACAUUCUGUCUGAUCUCCUCGAUAAGGCACUAGACCGGGAACGAAGAAUGCAGGAGCUGAGGGACGAAGAGAGAAGGCUUUCCAUGCUGUUACACGAUAGGUAG